This is a messenger RNA of Durio zibethinus, 2971 nucleotides long. Its product is annotated as auxin efflux carrier component 7-like. Gene Ontology annotation, biological process: auxin polar transport; auxin export across the plasma membrane. Gene Ontology annotation, cellular component: plasma membrane; endoplasmic reticulum. The record is from RefSeq and is a predicted model, not a curated record. Gene Ontology annotation, molecular function: auxin efflux transmembrane transporter activity. NCBI's taxonomy places the organism in Eukaryota, Viridiplantae, Streptophyta, Magnoliopsida, Malvales, Malvaceae.
CCCUCCUCUUUCUCUCGCUCUCCUCCUAUAUAUACUCUAAAGUUAUAUCUCUUGUAAAUUAUACUUUUUUGCUGUCUUCUCAUAUUCUUUCUUUCUCUUUCCCAAUCUUUCUACUUUCACCAGCCAAAUUUAUAUAUCAGAAAAAAUUGCAGUAUUUCAAACAAAUCCUAAGCAGCAGCUGCAGCAGCAGGCACUUGUCAUACAAACACACAGAUUUUAUCCACUUUAAGUAACGGUUUUUUACUAUCCCCAUUUUGCCCUCUCUUUACGACCAUCUCUCCCUUUCAAUGCUCUUCUUCAUCUACUUCCAAAACAUCCUUGAACUCCACUAGAUCUUCUCCAGGUUACCCACUGCCCUUUUUUAUCAGCUUUACCAUAAAAACUUAAAAAAUAAUAAUAAUAAUAAUAUUUAGGAUCUCUUUCAAGAAAUAUGAUUGGUUGGAGAGAUCUUUACACCGUUUUAACAGCGGUGAUUCCACUGUACGUGGCUAUGAUCUUAGCUUACGGCUCUGUCCGUUGGUGGAAGAUUUUCUCAUCUGACCAGUGCUCCGGAAUCAAUCGCUUUGUCGCCAUAUUUGCGGUUCCUCUCUUGUCUUUCCAUUUCAUUUCCACAAACGACCCGUACGCCAUGAACUUUAGGUUCAUAGCAGCCGACACCCUUCAAAAAAUCAUCAUGUUAUUUGUUCUUGGCUUGUGGACUAAUUUCACUAGAAACGGAAGUCUUGAAUGGAUGAUCACGAUUUUCUCUUUAUCCACUCUUCCAAACACUCUAGUCAUGGGCAUUCCUCUAUUAAUCGCUAUGUACGGUAAGUACUCGGGGAUGCUAAUGGUUCAGGUGGUGGUUCUCCAGUGUAUUAUUUGGUACACUCUUCUUCUUUUCCUUUUCGAGUACCGUGGUGCCAAAAUCCUUAUCAUGGAGCAGUUUCCCGAAACUGCAGCUUCCAUAGUUUCCUUUAAAGUUGAUUCCGAUGUGGUUUCACUUGAUGGCCGUGAUUUUCUUGAAACCGACGCUGAAAUUGGCGAAGACGGGAAACUUCAUGUUACUGUGAGGAAAUCUAAUGCUUCCAGGAGGUCCUUGGGGCCUUGUUCCCUUCCUGCAUUGACUCCCAGGCCAUCGAACCUUACUGGAGCUGAGAUAUACAGCUUGAGCUCGUCUCGGAAUCCGACUCCAAGAGGUUCGAAUUUUAACAAUUCGGACUUCUAUUCCAUGAUGGGUAUUCAAGGAUUUCCUGGAAGGCAGUCUAAUUUCGGUCCAGCUGAUUUGUACUCUGUUCAAUCCUCAAGAGGCCCUACUCCGAGACCAUCAAAUUUUGAAGAAAAUUGUACCGUCCUGUCUCCAAGAUUUGGAUUUUAUCCAGCGCAAACAGUUCCUACAUCAUACCCUGCUCCAAAUCCUGAAUUUUCAUCCGUGACAAAGAACGCUAGUACUAAAAAUAGCCAGCCACAGCAGCAACAGCAACAAAUUCAUCAGCAGCAACUGCAGCAGCAGCAGCAGCUGCAGAAGGAGAAUAAUAAAGUAAAUCAUGAUGCAAAGGAGUUGCACAUGUUUGUUUGGAGUUCCAGUGCUUCACCAGUAUCAGAAGGCGGUGGACUUCACGUCUUUGGUGGGACAGAUUUUGGAGCGUCCGAGCAAUCUGGAAGGUCUGAUCAAGGAGCUAAAGAGAUCAGGAUGUUGGUUGCAGAUCACCCUCAAAACGGGGAAAACAAAGCCAGCGGUGACUUCAAUGGAGAGGACUUUAGCUUUGCUGGAAGAGAUGGGGAGGAGGAGAGGGAAAAAGAAGGGCCUAAUGGACUCAAUAAGUUGGGGUCCAGUUCAACAGCUGAGCUGCACCCUAAAGCCUCCGGAGCACCGGAGUCGGGUGUUGGCAAACAAAUGCCACCGGCGAGUGUAAUGACCCGCCUGAUCUUGAUUAUGGUCUGGCGCAAGCUUAUCCGAAACCCAAACACAUAUUCCAGCCUCAUUGGACUUGUUUGGUCCCUUAUUGCUUUUAGGUGGCAUGUGAGUAUGCCGAAAAUAUUAGAGAAGUCUAUCUCCAUCCUGUCAGAUGCUGGGCUAGGAAUGGCCAUGUUUAGCUUAGGUCUGUUUAUGGCUCUGCAACCCAAGAUCAUCGCUUGUGGGAACUCCGUAGCUGCCUUUGCCAUGGCAGUUAGGUUCUUGACCGGUCCGGCUGUCAUGGCUGCUGCUUCAAUUGCAGUAGGGUUGCGUGGCACGCUCCUCCGCAUCGCCAUUGUUCAGGCUGCUCUGCCACAAGGAAUUGUACCAUUUGUGUUCGCCAAAGAGUACAAUGUCCACCCUGCAAUUCUUAGCACUGCGAUUAUGAGGGUCUUUUUCUUCCCCAUAGUAAACCAGAAAAUCAGGGGAAUCUUCGUGGGUUUGAUUGCCUGUUAUACGAUUGGGAGCAUUGAUCACAACAGAUUACGUUCUAAAGUAUAACAUGAGGAUUUUCCGGCAAAGAAGAUUUUAGUACAAAAAGAAUUUGCCAAAGAGUUCCAAAUUUUUUGGAACUAGCUUAGCUAAAGAUAUUUGAGUUAGUGAUGUCCCCCUGAUAUAAGGAUCAUGCCGCCAUUAAAAGCCAAGUUCAUCCAGUUUCCUAGAGUUUCGAGAAGAAAAAAAAAAAAGAAAAAGAAAAGAAGGCCAAUGCAGCACAAGGGAGACAUUGAAGAGGAAAACGAGGGAAAAAUGAGGUUGGCACUUGAUAUCCAAUUAAUUCUCUUCAUUCCCCUUUUGCUUUGUUGUAAAGUUUGAUAUUCAAAGUUAAUGUCUAUAUUGCUAAGCGACAAGGGAUAUGACUAAUGAAAUGAAGUUGCAAAGGGUUUUCUUUUUUUUUUUUUUUUUUUCUAGUAUUUCUUUUGUUCUUAGUGUUGGUUUUGAUUGUCCGUAGAACCGGCAAUUAUUUGCGUUUGUCGUCUUUCUUUGGUUUUGUACUCUAAUUUGUUUAGGAUAUUAAAAAAAGAUUCAAAAGGAGUUCAU